AUGUCGACUGGUCCUGUAGCCAUGUCGGUGCCUUUGUUCCCCAGACGGGAUCACUCCCCGGGAGCGCGAGCCAGGGAUCACUCCAACUCGAGGCUCUCCGGCCUGCAACGCUCCAGAACUUCCACCCCCUCGCGCCUGCUUCGCCAGCUCCAUCUUGGAGAUGUUUGCCAUCCGGACAGUGAUACUGACGAGAGCAGUACCGCAGAACUUGCUGCAAACGCGCCACGGUACCGACGGAAGAGCAGUACCUUCAUUGAUGGCAUUCAUGAUGUUACGGAGGAAAGUAGCGACAGGGCUCCGGCCCAGCUGUACAGCACUAUGUCGGGGAGACUCUUCCACUCGGGUCGUAUUGCGAUCGUGAUGGUGGGACUUCCUGCUCGUGGCAAGACCCAUAUAUGUGUUUCCAUGUCGCGUUAUCUACAAUGGUUGGGUGUCAAGACACGCAUCUUUCACUUGGGAGACUAUAGACGUGCCACCGUUGGCGAGUCGGGAGAUGUCCCGGAGGAUUAUUUCUUCCCCAAUGCCUCGCCAGCCUCCGUCAUGUUGCGCCAGAAGAUUCUGAAGAAAUGCCGAGAAGACAUUUACGCCUGGCUCAACCACGAAAACGGCCAGGUCGCCAUUUAUGACGCAGUCAACCCAACUGCGAGCGGACGAAGGUCUUUGGCGAAGGAGUUUGCAAAGCACGAUGUCCAGACACUAUUUCUCGAGUCUUACGUCGAUGACGAUAGACUACUACGAGAGAAUGCUCGCAAUGUCAAGAUCAACUCCCCAGAUUUCGAUGGCAUGGACCCCGAUGAGGCAGCAAAACUGUAUCUUCGCCGGAUUGAAGCAAAGAUCCCUACUUUCGAGACAAUGGCAGAAAACGAGCUCAACUACAUCAAGAUGAUCAACGCUGGGCAAAAGUUUUUCUACAACAAUGUCUCCUUCAACUACCUGUCUCAUCGCAUCGUCUUUUACCUGACCAACACCCACAUCAAGUCUCGGACCACGUUCUUUGCCCGGGCAGGUACUGCGACCGAGGAGGACUCGUACAAAGCAGACGCCCCCCUUUCCGAAAGCGGCGCCGAGUACGCCGAGGUCAUGUGCGAGACGCUCAUCAAGCAUCGCGAGCAGGAGCGCGCAGAUCUCAAUGCCCAAAGCGGAUCCGAGGUGCCGCUGAAGCCCCUGACGGUGUGGACGAGCACCCGCCUGCGCACCAUCCAAUCCUCAGAACCCUUCACGAAGCGCGGGUACAAGGUCCGCCAGCGCAGCCAGAUGUCGCAGAUCAACCCGGGCGUCUGCGAGAAGCUGUCGGAGCGCGCCAUCCGCCGCCUCUACCCGGACGAGGUCGAGAAGCACGAGCUCGACCCGUACCACCACCGAUACCCGCGGGCCGAGUCGUACCACGAUCUGGCGGUGCGACUGGAGCCCAUCAUCCUCGAGCUGGAGCGCGAGCAGAACGACCUGCUGAUUAUUGCCCACGAGUCGGUGCUGCGCGUCCUCUAUGCCUACCUGAUGCACUGCAGCACCAUGGACAUCCCGGCCCUCAAGUUCCCCCGCAACGAGAUCAUCGAGAUCAUCCCCGCCGCGUACCAGAACGAGGCCAAGCGCGUCCACAUCCCCGGUGUUGACCCCAAGAUGGUCGUCUCCAGUCCCGAGGACAUCCGUAUCCCCGUCCCCAGCAUGCCCGGUAGCGGCUCCGACACCCCAGCACCCCUGCCCGGCGGCGGCCUCGGGAGCCCUGCCGAGCCGAUCGGCGAGGUUGAGAGGAAGCCGGAGAGGAUCGUGAGCACCGCCAAGGAUGCCGUUAAGGACAAGCUUACGGACGUCGACUAG
Molecule: messenger RNA, 1815 nt
Organism: Neoarthrinium moseri
Lineage: Eukaryota; Fungi; Ascomycota; Sordariomycetes; Amphisphaeriales; Apiosporaceae
Exons: 6
Coding region: 1-1815 (604 amino acids)
Biological process (GO): fructose metabolic process; fructose 2,6-bisphosphate metabolic process
Cellular component (GO): cytosol
Molecular function (GO): ATP binding; fructose-2,6-bisphosphate 2-phosphatase activity; 6-phosphofructo-2-kinase activity
Source: RefSeq, a predicted model, not a curated record